AACCAAACCAUACAAACAAAAACAGCGUCAUAAACCUUCUUACACAAUUUUCUAUAUUUGUUACGACAAAGAACCUGAAUGCUAUUUCGUCCAUAUUCACACCCACCCACCCAACUAACCAACCCUCAUUCAACGUUACAUUUACAUUAUAACAACAACGUGCUCUGUUCCCUUCAUAAUAAUCAGAGAAACGACGUCGUUGAAGAGAAAUGAAGGGCGAGAAAAAGUCAUUGUUACAAGAUCUAAUUGAGAAUUCAGGUGGUUGUGUUGUUACUGAUGGUGGAUUUGCUACACAGCUUGAAAAACAUGGUGCUUUUAUCAAUGAUCCUCUUUGGAGUGCUAUUUGUUUGAUCAAACAGCCACAUCUUAUUAAGAAGGUUCACAUGGAAUAUUUGGAGGCUGGGGCAGAUAUAUUGGUUACUUCAUCUUACCAGGCUACAAUUCCUGGAUUUUUGUCCAAGGGGCUGUCAAUUGAAGAAGGGGAAUCACUAUUGCAAAGGAGUGUCAAAUUGGCAGUUGAAGCUCGUGACAGUUUCUGGUCUUCGGCUAAACGAAAUCCUGGAAAUAAAUAUAGAAGAGCUUUGGUUGCAGCCUCUAUUGGAAGCUAUGGUGCUUAUCUUGCUGAUGGCUCAGAGUACAGGGGACUGUAUGGACCAGAUGUGAGUUUGGUGAAAUUGAAGGAUUUUCAUCGCCGGAGAUUGCAAGUUCUUGUUGAAGCUGGUCCAGAUUUGCUUGCUUUUGAGACCAUUCCAAACAAACUUGAAGCUCAGGCUUGUGUCGAACUGCUUGAAGAAAUAAAUGUCCAAAUCCCAUCUUGGAUCUGUUUUACAUCUGUAGAUGGUGAAAAUGCUCCCUCAGGAGAGAGUUUCCAAUACUGUCUUGAAGUAAUAAAUAAGAGUAACAAAGUAGAGGCAGUCGGUAUAAACUGUGCACCUCCCCAUUUUAUGGAAAGUCUCAUUCCCAAAUUUAAGCAGUUGACAAACAAGGCAAUCGUUGUCUAUCCCAACAGUGGCGAGGUGUGGGAUGGUAUCGCGAAAAAAUGGCUACCAUCCAAGUGUUUUCAUGAUGAUGAUUUUGGAUUUUAUGCAACUAGAUGGCGUGAGUUAGGUGCUAAAAUUAUAGGAGGUUGUUGCCGGACUACACCAUCCACCAUUCAGAUUAUUUCAAAUGCUUUAAGAGAAAAUAUUUAGUUGCACUCAUUCCUGUAACUUAUGUUUUCAAUUUGCGAGAUUUUGUCUAGGAUUUUUCCAUAAUUUCAACUUUUAAAUUUUAGUUGCUUUAACUUUAAGUUUAUUCAUUCAAGUUGAAAGGAAGUCGAGUCUUCAUCCAUGAGAGUUACCUGUGGUAAAAUUUGGCGUAAAUCUUAUACUGAGUUAGUUGGUGUAGUGUAGGGAUCAGAGAGUGUAGUUGCUGCUAUGCAAAGUAAAGAAUAGCAGUAAGGGUGGAAACCUGCUGCAAGACACUUUAAGUAAAAUUUAUAUGAAUUUUACUUACUUAGUAA
Molecule: messenger RNA, 1501 nt
Organism: Medicago truncatula (barrel medic)
Lineage: Eukaryota; Viridiplantae; Streptophyta; Magnoliopsida; Fabales; Fabaceae
Product: homocysteine S-methyltransferase 1
Exons: 7
Coding region: 210-1190 (326 amino acids)
Biological process (GO): S-methylmethionine cycle
Molecular function (GO): S-adenosylmethionine-homocysteine S-methyltransferase activity; zinc ion binding
Source: RefSeq, a predicted model, not a curated record